Molecule: messenger RNA, 451 nt
Organism: Sorex fumeus (smoky shrew)
Lineage: Eukaryota; Metazoa; Chordata; Mammalia; Eulipotyphla; Soricidae
Gene: LYNX1
Product: Ly6/neurotoxin 1
Exons: 3
Coding region: 59-415 (118 amino acids)
Source: RefSeq, a predicted model, not a curated record
UGCCCACUCCUGCCCUGAGCCCACCCCAGGCCCACUCCUCACUGCCCUCGCUCCCACCAUGGCUCCCACCAUGGUACCCCUGCUGGCCCUGUGCCUGGUGGCGCUGGUGGGCCUGCCUCUGGCCAGGGCUCUGGACUGCCACGUCUGUGCCUACAACGGGGAGAACUGCUACAACCCCAUGCGCUGCCCAUCCAUGGUCUCCUACUGCAUGACCACACGCACCUACUACACCCCCACCCGCAUGAAGGUGAACAAGUCGUGCGUGCCCAAGUGCUUCGAGACGGUGUACGACGGCUACUCUAAGCACGCCACCACCACGGUCUGCUGCCAGUAUGACCUCUGCAACACCGCCAGCCUCGCCGCCCCCGCCGCCCUGGCCCUCCUCCUCCCCACCGCCCUCUGGGCUCUGCUCUAAGGGCCCCUUGGCCACACCCAGGACUGCCCUCCCUUC